UUUUAGCUGUAAGAUGUUUCAGAACCUCAAUUUGUCUUAUCCCACUUCAGGUUUUGGCAGCUUUGAAACAGUUCCAGUGCAGCGCAGAUAAGGCGGCCCUGCGCUGCCUCGACAGGACUGUUGUGAAAGUGUUGAGGUCUUCGCAGGAAUGCAGUGACAGGUCUGGACCUGAACUUCCGCAUUAAACAGGAAGAAGUCAAGAGUCAGAGAGACAGAUGCAACCCACAUCCACACACCCAAAUGCGCCUGCAUGUAACUGUUUUCUGGUGGUGAGGCUUGUUAGAGAAUAAGACUUUAAGGUGGAGCUGGUUUCUAUGAAGGUGGCGGCCUGAAACUUUACUUGUGAAAAAGGACUUAUACGUUUGAAAAGAUGGACGACAUAGACGCCAUGUUCACAGACCUGCUGGGGGAGAUGGACCUCCUCACACAGAGUCUCGGUCAGGAAACGGUGCCUCCUGAACCCUUCCCAAGCGCCAAAGAAGAAGUCAACUACUCCAUUGGCUUCACAGACCUGAAUGAGUCGCUCAAUGAACUUGAAGACAAUGAUCUGGAUGCUCUCAUGGCCGAUCUCAUGGCCGAUCUCAAUGCAACGGAAGAGAAACUUGCAGCUCAGAUAGAAGAUCUGAAGGUGCCAUCCCCACCCCCGUCAGACCUGCCGGCACCCCCCAAAGGCCUGAGCGCCUACCCUGCUUCAUCUGUCGCUUCCCCAACAUCACCCUCGAGCAGCACCAGCAGCAAUGUUAGCACCCCAGCCUCCUCCUCCGCCUCCCCCUUACCACCUCCACCUCCUCAGUCUGCAAAGCCUACAAUGGAGGAAAUCGAGGCGCAGAUGAAAGCAGACAAAAUCAAGAUGGCUCUUGAGAAGCUCAAGGAAGCAAAAGUGAAAAAGUUGGUGGUGAAGGUGCUGUUGAAUGACGGCAGCUCAAAGACUCUGAUGGUGGACGAGAGGCAGAGCGUCAGGGAGGUUCUGGACAACCUGUUUGAGAAGACUCACUGUGACUGCAAUGUGGACUGGAGCCUGUGUGAGACCAACCAUGAACUGCAACUUGAACGGACAUUUGAAGAUCACGAGAACCUUGUGGAGCCUCUGUUAGCAUGGACGAGGGACAGCGAGAAUAAAAUCCUCUUCCAAGAGCGCAAGGAAAAAAAUGAGGUUUUCAAAAAUCCACAGAACUUUUAUUUAUGGAAGAAAGAUAAGAGAGCUCUCAAAGAAAUAAAAGACAAGGACAAGGAGUUACUAGUACAGGAGAACUUCUGUGGGACUUCUAUCAUCGUGCCCGAUCUUGAGGCGGUGCUGCAUCUCAAAGAAGAUGGCAAGAAGUCGUGGAAGCAGCGGCUCUUCCAGCUGAGGGCUUCGGGGAUUUAUUACGUGCCCAAAGGGAAGACAAAGUCAUCUCGAGACCUUGUCUGCUUUGUCCAGUUCGACAAUGUAAAUGUCUACUACGCCAAAGACUAUAAGAACAAAUACAAAGCCCCGACCGACUUCUGCUUCAUUCUGAAGCAUCCUCAGAUCCAGAAAGAGUCUCAGUACAUCAAAUACAUGUGCUGUGAUGACGCCUGGACCAUGAACCUUUGGGUGACAGGAAUACGGAUUGCAAAGUACGGUGUGUCAUUGUAUGACAACUUCAAAACAUCUGAGAAGAAGGCAGCCGUCAGCUCUGUGUGGACGAACCGCAGCACUCCAGCAAGCUCCAAUCCAUCAACACCCUCUCCCACCAUCAAAGCCAAAUCACCAAACCAGGCCAACGGGCAUGCUCAGAAACCCCAAGAAAGACCUGUUUCUAAGGACUUUGGAAGUUUCCCACCUGCACCGGCACCUCCACCCCCUCCUCCACCUCCACCGAUGGCUGACAUUCUUCCCCCACCACCUCCUGACCCGGUCUUUCCUCCUCCACCUCCUCCAUUGGCUGCCAAGAGCUCCAAAAGACCAACCCCUCCUCAGCGACACAUGCCAAUCAACUUCCCACCUCCACCUGCGAUGGAAAACCUCCCCCCUCCACCUCUACCCCCACCUAUGGACGACUCCUUGGAGGCCCCACCAGACUUCCUCCCACCGCCUCCUCCUGCAUCUGGGUUUGGUUCUCUUCCACCUCCGCCUCCAUCUAUUAACUCUCUACCACCACCGCCUCUCCCUGCUGGUUAUGGAGGUAUGAACCAGUCUCUGCCACCUCCACCUCCAGAUCCAGGGUUUUUACCUCCACCUCCGCCUCAACCAGUGUUCACAGGGGGUGGAGGACCUCCUCCACCACCUCCUCCACCACCGCCUCCACCUUCUGCAGCCCCGAGAGCACCGGUGCAGUCGUCUGGCUCAGUGAAGAAGAGGCCUCCUGCUCCUCCAAAGAGGACUACACCAUCGAUGCAUGGAGGAGGAGGUGGAGGAGGCGGAGGUGGAGGAGGAGGGGGUGGGGACUUCAUGUCAGAACUGAUGCUGGCCAUGAACAAAAAGCGUAACACUUAACUAGAGUAAGGAAUCGGUGGAGUCAAACUGCGCCCACACAACAACUUACUCCAUCAGACAUCUCCAACAUGAAGUCAGUGGAGAUCAAUAGACUCUUGAUUCCUGUAACUUUCUUAUAAACUUCUUCCCCCUUAAAAAAAAUCUUAUGAAUCCAGUGGAGGUGACUAUUUAGAAAAGCAAAGAGUCAAACUUAAUGUGCAGUGUUUAGAAUUUCCUUUAUAUGAUUUUAAAUAUGUGAUGUUUUCUUUUGUGUUUUACAGAAUUGUACAUUAUUACGAAUGCUUGCAUGGAGGGCUGUAAAUAUUAUAGAAAACACUGAAUAAUCUUUAAAGGAGGUGUAUAAAGUUUCUGUACUUUUUGAAGGACUGUUGCCUGAAUAAGUACUUCAAACUCCUGGUGGCAUAAUGCUUACUGAAUGUCAUUUCUUAUUGGAUUGAACAUAAAGUUUUGCUCCCUGAUGAUGAGUUAAACCUGCUGCCAGCUGUUUGAAAUUAUUACUUCUGUACAAAAGUGUCUUGGAAAAAUGUAAUAAAAUGUAGAAACAUG
This is a messenger RNA of Notolabrus celidotus (New Zealand spotty), 3004 nucleotides long. RefSeq names its product amyloid beta (A4) precursor protein-binding, family B, member 1 interacting protein (gene apbb1ip). Gene Ontology annotation, biological process: signal transduction. The transcript is spliced from 15 exons. The record is from RefSeq and is a predicted model, not a curated record. NCBI's taxonomy places the organism in Eukaryota, Metazoa, Chordata, Actinopteri, Labriformes, Labridae. Gene Ontology annotation, cellular component: cytosol; plasma membrane. Bases 371 to 2458 code for a protein of 695 amino acids.